UAUAUAGGGUUGGAUCGAAAAUGGAACCGUUUCCCUAAGUGUUAACACAAGCAAUUAUGAUGCAAUAUUUUAAUUGCUCCACGAUAACACUUUUACAAUACUGGAUGUCGUUUACAUCUACUUAAAUUAUAUUGAAGCAGUAAUAGUUUUUAGGCAGAUGUACUGAAAUUAUCAAGCUGUGCAAAAGUGAAAUAGUUCAUUCUCACAAUGAAGUCAUUUGGAAUACUAUUGGUGCUAAUUAUAACUUCUAAUGCAUCCAGUAUGCAAAACAGUAGCCAGUUUGGAAUUGAAGAAAAGUUGCUGUUCAACCGUAAAUUCAUUGAUUUUUUGUUAAUAUAUGCUGUACCAACGCGGGAACACACAAGUCGUGAAUGCAUCGAAGUCCUGCAAAAAUUGGCAACAGCAUAUCUAAACGGCGAUUUGUACGGCCUCGAAUGGUUCGACUCGUGGGGCAAGGUCCCGUCGGGAAUCUACUUUGGAAACAACCGUGCUUAUGGAAACUACGAUCAGUGUCGCCAGUUUAGAUGGAAGCAAAUCCGAGGGGAGCAUUGCUUGUUUCUGAUCAAUUAUUCCGAUAUGGCUAAAUCCUAUGUAUCGGGAUUAUGUGUACCAUCGGUUUGCACUCCGGAAGACAUUCAUCGGGUCUACGGGGAUUAUGUUGCCAACAGAAGCUUAAAAAUUGAUCUCCCAUUGGAUCGUGGCUUGCGUUGUAGUCAUUAUCACGGAGUCAAAUUCAGCAGAUCAAUUUUACUGGCUACAGUGAUUUUUGCAGUAAUUGCGAGUCUACUAUUAACUAGCACAAUCUAUGAGGUUGUUCUUGUUAUUAAAGGCCGCCAAGUUGAUCGUCUCUACAGUUCAUUCUCGCUUUACCGCAAUCUUCAAACCAUACUGAGAACUAAUCUGAGAGUAACACCCAAAGAAGCAGAGUUCACGAAGACAAUCGAAUGCUUGGAUGGCAUACGAUCACUUUCGAUGAUCUGGAUCAUCAUAUUCCAUGUUCAUGAUCUAAUUCCAAAGGUUCCAGUUGUAAACGCAUCAUCCCGGGACAAGUAUCUCGAUCAUCCGGUUUCAGCGCUGCUGUUCGUAAGCGGUUUUUUAGCUGUGGAUACGUUUUUCGUGCUGAGUGGAAUUCUUGUAGCAUGGAACUUAAUGAAGGAAUUGAAGAAAAAUGGCAGAAUCAAUUUCACGAAAUUCUAUCUUCAUCGUUACAUACGAAUCACGGCUCCAUUGGCCGCAUUAAUACUGUUUGUCACAUCCUUCGCAGUGCACAUGGGAGAAGGGCCCAUUUGGAAGCCGUAUAUGUUACAGAUGCAAAAUACAUGCUCACAAUAUUGGUGGUCCAGCCUAUUGUACAUUCAAAACUACGUCAACCCAUCUAACAUGUGCCUUCUCUGGACUUGGUACCUCUCGGUAGAUAUGCAGUUGUAUAUUGUGGCCCCUGCAUUAAUCUAUCCGCUAUGGAAAUACGGAAAGCGAUUCCUUCUUGUUAUCACCGCUCUAGGUCUACUUUCAAUGAGUUCAGUGUUUGUGUUCUACGUAUCAUAUGGUUUCCGCAAUAGUCAAUCCGCCCCAAACAGGCAUGUUUUGAAGCAGUCCUUGACAUAUUUUGCAACGCACGCCAGGAUGUCAGUUUGGUUGUGGGGUUUGGUAUUUGGCUACGUUCUGCAUGAAACUGGAACGAAUGGAGUGAGACUUUCCAAACGAUCCUGGAUCAUUGGUUGGAUCACCUGUAUCGUCUGCCUUAUGAUAGUUCUUAGUGGUAGCUAUGGAUUCAACCACACAGAUUAUAACAAAUUCUCCGGAGUGGUAGACGCUACUUACGCCUCACUUCAUCGAACAAUGUUCAGCGUUUGUAUCAUGUGGAUCAUACUGGCUUGCGUGAACGGGAAAGCCGGACCGGCCAACGAUAUCCUUUGUGCUCCGCUGUGGCAACCAGUGGCCAAAUUGUCUUUUGUAAUGUAUUUACUGCAUUCUUUGCUGAUAAUGAUGAGCUCGAUUGCUUCGGUGAAACUGGAAGGAUAUUUCAGCGUUAUGGAUAUGCUAAACCGAAUCUGGGCGGCCAUCGGACUAACGACGAGCGUUUCGCUUUUUUGGAGUGCGUGUUUCGAGUUGCCAUUCGUGACUUUGAGCAAACUUUUGUUGAAAGGGUAAUCUGUUCCUGAAACAGCCGGGUGCUUGUAUGAUGUUACAUAU
This is a messenger RNA of Aedes albopictus (Asian tiger mosquito), 2193 nucleotides long. Its product is annotated as nose resistant to fluoxetine protein 6. The record is from RefSeq and is a predicted model, not a curated record. Lineage: Eukaryota; Metazoa; Arthropoda; Insecta; Diptera; Culicidae. Gene Ontology annotation, molecular function: acyltransferase activity, transferring groups other than amino-acyl groups. The transcript has 4 exons. Bases 208 to 2151 code for a protein of 647 amino acids.